CGGCGGCCGCGGCGGAGGGGCCCGCGCCGAGCGCAGGAAGGCAGAGCGGCGGCAGGAGCAGGGCCGGAGCUCGGCGCGGGGUCCCGGCUCCGGGCGCGGGCCCCUGCUCGGCGGGGAGGGAGCGGACCGCCCGGCCGCGCUGCUCCCCGGAUCCGCCCCCUCCCCGGGCCCGCCCCCUCGGAGCCUCGGCGGGCGGCGGCGGCGGCGGGGCUGCUCCCGGGCCGGGGGCCGCGGUGCCGGCGCCAUGCGGGCGUCGCUGCUGCUGUCGGUGCUGCGGCCCGCGGGGCCCGUGGCCGUGGGCAUCUCGCUGGGCUUCACCCUGAGCCUGCUCAGCGUCACCUGGGUGGAGGAGCCGUGCGGCCCGGGGCCGCCGCUGCCCGGGGACGCGGAGCUGCAGCCGCGCGGCAACACCAACGCGGCGCGCCGGCCCAACUCGGUGCAGCCCGGGGCGGAGCGCGACGGGCCCGGGGCCGGCGCGGAGAACUGGGAGCCGCGGGUCCUGCCCUACCGGCCCGCGCAGCCGGGCCAGGCCGCCAAAAAGGCCGUCAGGACCCGCUACAUCAGCACGGAAUUGGGCAUCAGGCAGAAGCUGCUGGUGGCAGUGCUGACCUCGCAGGCCACGCUGCCCACGCUGGGCGUGGCCGUGAACCGCACGCUGGGCCACCGCCUGGAGCGGGUAGUGUUCCUAACAGGGUCCCGGGGUCGCCGGGCACCCCCUGGCAUGACCGUGGUGACGCUGGGUGAGGAGCGGCCCAUCGGCCACCUGCACCUGGCCUUGCGCCACCUGCUGGAGCAGCACGGCGAUGACUUCGACUGGUUCUUCCUGGUCCCCGACGCCACCUACACCGAGGCGCACGGCCUGGCGCGCCUCGCCGGCCGCCUCAGCCUGGCCUCUGCCACCCACCUCUACCUGGGUCGCCCGCAGGACUUCAUUGGGGGAGAUCCCACGCCGGGCCGCUACUGCCACGGCGGCUUUGGGGUGCUGCUGUCGCGCACGUUGCUGCAGCGGCUGCGCCCCCACCUGGAGAGCUGCCGCAAUGACAUCAUCAGUGCCCGGCCCGACGAGUGGCUGGGGCGCUGCAUCCUGGAUGCCACCGGCGUGGGCUGCACCGGGUACCACGAGGGGGUGCACUACAGUUACCUGGAACUGAGCCCCGGGGAGCCGGUGCAGGAGGGGGACCCUCGCUUCCGCAGCACCCUGACUGCACACCCCGUGCGAGACCCUGUGCACAUGUACCAGCUGCACAAGGCCUUCGCGCGGGCGGAGCUGGAGCGCACCUACCAGGAGAUCCGGGAGCUGCAGUGGGAGAUCCAGAACAGCAGCAGCCUGGCCGCUGACGGGGAGCGGGCGGCCGCCUGGCCUGUGGGCAUCCCCGCGCCAUCGCGCCCGACCUCCCGCUUCGAGGUGCUGCGCUGGGACUACUUCACCGAGCAGCAUGCCUUCUCCUGCACCGACGGCUCCCCCCGCUGCCCGCUGCGCGGGGCCGACCGCGCCGAUGUGGCCGACGUGCUGGGGGCCGCCCUGGAGGAGCUCAACCGCCGCUACCGCCCCGCGCUGCGGCUCCAGAAGCAGCAGCUCCUCAACGGCUACCGGCGCUUCGACCCAGCCCGUGGCCUGGAGUACACGCUGGACCUACGGCUGGAGGCGCUGACCCCGCAGGGCGGCCGGAGGCCCCUGACCCGCCGGGUGCAGCUGCUGCGGCCGCUGAGCCGCGUGGAGAUCCUGCCGGUGCCCUACGUGACCGAGGCCUCGCGGCUGACCGUGCUGCUGCCGCUGGCUGCCACCGAGCGCGACCUGGCCACCGGCUUCCUGGAGGCCUUCGCGGCCGCCGCCCUGGAGCCCGGCGACUCGGCAGCAGCCCUGACGCUGCUGCUGCUGUACGAGCCGCGCCAGGCCCAGCGGGCCGCCCACGCCGACGUGUUCGCGCCCGUCAAGGCGCAGGUGGCCGCGCUGGAGCGCCGCUUUCCCGGCGCCCGGGUGCCCUGGCUGAGCGUGCAGACGGCCGCGCCCGCCCCGCUGCGCCUCCUCGACCUGCUGUCCAAGAAGCACCCGCUCGACACGCUCUUCCUGCUGGCCGGGCCCGACACGCAGCUCACGGCCGACUUUCUGAACCGCUGCCGCAUGCACGCCAUCGCCGGCUGGCAGGCCUUCUUCCCCAUGCACUUCCAGGCCUUCCACCCGGCCGUGGCGCCCAAGCAGGGCCCGGGCCCCCCGGAGCUGGGCCGCGACACCGGCCGCUUCGAUCGCCAGGCGGCCAGCGAGGCCUGCUUCUACAAUUCCGACUACGUUGCGGCCCGCGGGCGGCUGGCGGCGGCCCCAGAGCAGGAGGAGGAGCUGCUGGAGGGCCUGGACGCCUACGAGCUCUUCCUGCGCUUCUCGGGGCUGCACGUGCUGCGCGCCGUCGAGCCCGCGCUGCUGCAGCGCUACCGGGCUGGGGCCUGCAGCGCGCGCCUGGCCGAGGACCUGUUCCACCGCUGCCGCCAGAGCGCGCUCGAGGGCCUGGGCUCGCGCGCCCAGCUGGCCAUGCAGCUCUUUGAGCAGGAGCAGGGAAACAGCACCUGACGCUGCCCCCACGGGGUCCCCCCUCCGCUCCCGCAUCCCCAGGGGCUCAGGACCGCCCCCUGGAGGUGCACCCCAGACCCCACCCUCUUGACGCUGCUGAUUCAGGCUUUGCCUCCCCCCACCCCCAGUAUUUAUGCAGAGCAGUCCAGACGCCGGCCCGCGACCCUCCUGGGGGGCUGCUGGGCUGUAGAUGACUUGUGGGGGGGAGAGGGCCAGAGAGAGGAGGGCGGGCUUGCCCAGUUGCGCCCCUCCGCCCUCCAUGGAGCUGCCUGCCCUGAAUAAACUGGCUGAGAGUGGA
Molecule: messenger RNA, 2861 nt
Organism: Erinaceus europaeus (western European hedgehog)
Lineage: Eukaryota; Metazoa; Chordata; Mammalia; Eulipotyphla; Erinaceidae
Gene: CHPF
Product: chondroitin polymerizing factor
Exons: 4
Coding region: 245-2563 (772 amino acids)
Cellular component (GO): Golgi cisterna membrane
Molecular function (GO): glucuronosyl-N-acetylgalactosaminyl-proteoglycan 4-beta-N-acetylgalactosaminyltransferase activity
Source: RefSeq, a predicted model, not a curated record